UCCUCAGGUUUAGGAGACACUGUCCAAAUUCAAAAGGUAUUUUCUUUAUUGGCUUGUGGAUGGGAAUCACACCGCCUAAAAUCAGGCUCUGCCUGACUGGUGUGCUUCGUCCUUGCACGCUACUUAGGAUUGUGCUGCUGCCUUACUCUCUAAGAAAAAUCAGAGGGAACGAUGUACCAGACAAAAGAUAACACAUGUGGUGAUAGUGGACUGGAUGGGUUAGGAGGACCAAGUGUACAACUUGGAAGCCCAGAUAAGAAAAAGCGCAAGGCCAAUACACAGGGGCCUUCGUUUCCUCCAUUGUCUGAGUAUGCUCCACCACCAAAUCCAAACGCUGACCAUCUAGUGGCUGCUAAUCCAUUUGAUGACAACUAUAAUACUAUAUCCUACAAACCACUACCUUCAUCAAAUCCUUAUCUUGGCCCUGGUUAUCCUGGCUUUGGAGGCUAUAGCACAUUCAGAAUGCCACCUCACGUUCCUCCAAGGAUGUCUUCCCCGUAUUGUGGCCCUUAUUCACUCAGGAAUCAGCCACACCCAUUUCCUCAGAAUCCUUUGGGCAUGGGUUUCAAUCGACCUCAUGCUUUUAACUUUGGGCCACAUGAUAAUUCAAGUUUUGGGAAUCCUUCUUAUAAUAAUGCACUAAGUCAGAAUGUUAAUAUGCCUAAUCAACAUUUUAGACAAAAUCCUGCUGAAAGCUUUGGUCAAAUUCCUCCACAGAAUCCUAGCCAAGUAGCUAACCCUGAGUUGGCAUCUAACUUUGUUCCUGGAACUAAUUCAAAUUUUACUUCUCCAUUAGAAUCAAAUCAUUCUUUUAUUCCUCCCCCAAAUACUUUUGGGCAAACAAAGGCACCACCCCCAAAACAAGACUUUAGUCAAGGAACAACCAAAAAUACUAAUCAAAAUUCCUCUGCUCAUCCACCUCACUUAAAUAUGGAUGAUACUGUGAAUCAGAGUAACAUUGAAUUAAAAAAUGUUAAUCGAAACAAUGCAGUAAGUCAAGAGAACAGCCGUUCAAGCAGUACUGAAGCUACAAAUAACAGCUGUGCAAAUGGGACACAGAAUAAACCACGACAAGCUAGAGGUGCUGCAGAUACUUGCACCACUGAAAAAAGCAAUAAAUCCUCUCUCCACCCAAGCCGUCAUGGCCAUUCUUCUUCUGAUCCGGUGUAUCCUUGUGGAAUUUGUACAAAUGAAGUGAAUGAUGAUCAGGAUGCCAUCUUAUGUGAAGCCUCUUGUCAGAAAUGGUUUCAUCGAAUCUGCACUGGAAUGACUGAAACAGCUUAUGGCCUCCUAACUGCAGAAGCAUCAGCAGUAUGGGGUUGUGAUACCUGUAUGGCUGACAAAGAUGUCCAGUUAAUGCGCACUAGAGAGACUUUUGGUCCACCUGCAGUGGGCAGUGAUGCCUAAUCACAAGCAUUAACUAAAGUGGUUUUUCUCCCCUGUGUAUUACAGAGGUUCAGUGACCCAGGAUUUUAAUGUUUUACAUUAUUUUUUUAAAUGCACACAAAGAUGAUUUAGCUUUUAGUUUUUAUUAAUAUUACACUUCAUCACUAGUGCAAAUUUUGUAUUGUCUUUCCUGUUUUAGGUGAGAAUAAUGUAUAUGGGGUGCUGUAGAAAGUACUAUACAAAUAAAUGUUAGUUGUUGUUUAUCAUAAACAAAAGCCUCUUGAAGCUUCAAAAUAAUAUAUAGCAAAUAUAGGCAAGUUUUGACUUUCAAAAGUUAGAAUCAUUGGAAAAUGUGUAUUUCAGUGCUGAACUUUGGCAAUAUGACAUUCAACAUUUAGUACAAUUUUUUUUCAAGGAUCCAUUUAACAUAUUUCGGAACAAAAUAUAUGUAACUAUAACAUGGAAAAAAGCAUACAUUUUACUGGAUGCUUUUAAUAGAAUAUGACACCAUAUCCUCCCCCACUAGGGUCCUUGAAAUUAGUGACUUUCAUGUUUUCAAGUCACUCUUUCCAGGAUAUUUGUUUGUACAGAUAUGAGACAGAUGUGUGAGCAUAAAGUAGAUGCUCAAUAAGUACUUGUUGAUUAGCUUGUCAAUUGUACCACAUGAAAUUGCUAAUAUUAAAUCAACUGAAAAUUGGCUGCAAUUGGCAGAGUUGACAAAGUAUAUUUUUAGUCAUGCUAUUUAGAAUUAUAUUAUGUUUUUCUAUUUUUAAAAUUAUUGAGUUGUUUUGUUACUUUGGCUCUACUGGCAAAAGAACUCAGUGGUGGUGGUUUGAAAGAUCUUGUUUUGUGUACCUGAAUUUUAAAAUGAGCCUCAGGGGAAAUCAGAACAUAUUUUAAACAAAGAUCAAUUAAGAGUCAAGGAGGAAGCGUGAUCACAAACAACAAUUCAGGGCCUUGCUGCAGACAGGAAUUUCUGCUCUGACUGGGGAAAGUGUAAAAAUGGAUCUCAGAGAUCCUCUUGAGAAGAUAAUCAGAAUGGAGACAGUUGGAGGAGCAAUCAUUAAGAUUGAGAACAGCAAAAACCCACUUUUGAAAGGAUGACAACAUAUGACCAAAAGAAAAAAAAAAACGAAACUGUGGCACAAGUAAUACCAUUUUACACAGUGAUUGGAUGUUGGUGGAAUUCCCAAACUUGCACCAGUGUUAUUUAUGUCACCAAAAAAGUUCUGAAGACCAUAUGGUGAUCUGCAAAAGGGAUAAUUAAUUGCUACUUUUUAAACCUGAUGAAGCAACAACAGCAGCAUAUUGCCAAGAAAUUUAAAUUAUGUAUGAAAAUUUGAUUGAAAAACAGUGCCCUUUGGUUUAUAAAUGUGAAUCUACCCUUUUGCAUGACAGUUCUUGACCUCACACAUCAUAAACCACUAAAGCAAAGUCAAUUGAAUUGGGCUAUUAAAUAUUGUCUGUGGUAGUCACCAGCGCUUUAUCCAAUGAGCUUCCAUCUUUUUCAUCAUUUGGAGUUUUUUCUUAAAACCAACAUAUUCUCCAAUUGAGAAGCAAUAAUUGAGGGAUUCAAAGAAUUUAUACAACCUAACAUCUGAUAAAUUUUGUAAAAAUGAAAUACUUAAUAUCCUAUCAAGAGAAAAUUGAAUGCAUAUGAUGUAUAUUUUGAUUGAAUAUAAACUUUUUUUUAAGUGUUCUAAUUUUGUCCUACAAAAACAGCAAUUUCAUAUGGUACAAAGUAAUAUAAAGUUUUCUCCAUUUACCUGUGACUAGUUAGAGGUGAGUACAAAUAUUUUCAGUAGUUGUAAAAUAUAUAUCUUUACAAUUUGGGGAAAUGAAAUUAUAUAAACUCUGAUACUAAGUACUCCUGUGUGUGAAAACUUUACCAGUUGAAGCUAGUUAAAAUGCACAUCAAAGGCCAACUGUCGCAUUUGGUGUGUUCAGUAGUAUACUUGAAGAUUUUGCUUAUACUAGCUUUUGUUAAAGAUACAUAAUUUUCUAAAUGUUGAAGGACCUAGUUAUGCGAUUCCUAGGGUGUGUUGACUUUUAAGAAAUUAUGCACCAUGUGCUAUAUGCCCAGUCCAAGUAUCAGAUUCCAAUUUUUUUGUGACUCUGAAUACAGCUAGAUAAAUACUGAGUAGAACCUUCCAGUGUUUUCAGAAGCUAAUACUCUACAUGGUAGUACUUGAGUGUACUUACUGCUAAAAUUGAUUAUGCAGUUUCUUAAGUCCUCUGUUGCUUGCAGUUUCAGUAGUUAGUUUUGUGAAAAUGAAAUAACUUCGCUCAUGCUAGUCUAAAGAUGCUAGAUGUAUACUGUGAUUCUUUCAUUUUCUAUUUUUGAGUGGUUGUUUUUAAAGCCUACAAACCUACAAUUUUUAUUCAGGUACUUAGGUCUUCAGAAACCUUACUUAAGAAUCUGUAAAUAUUCAAAAAACCUUAGUUGAUUUUGACACUGAAUCAUAGUCAAACUAUAAUCAUAGUUGAUGAAUGUUGUCUUGUAUUUGAAUUAAGUUUCUUCCUAGUUCCACAUUUGUCUCUUAAUACUAAGCCAAAAGUGAUCCAAAUGCUUUUGGUAGGGAAAAUAAUGAACUGAAAGAAUGACCAGGUAUUUGUCUAACUUGACCCAAAGAAGGCUAUUGUACAAAUUGUUAGAGGCUUUCUUAGAACAAAUAAUGAACUGCUCUAAACUUUUCAAAAUCUAUCACUAAGUAAUGAUAGAAAGUAAUGCAUACCAUGCUUUACACCUCUUUUGGUGUAAUCCUUUUGUUUCACUGCAAAGCCCUCAUCUCGUGUACACAUGCACAGAGGCACACAUACGCAACUGAGCAGGAAAUUGGAGUUUCUCGUGCAUUCUCAAGGUUUGCCAAAGUUCAACCUGGCUAAUUAUCAAUAACUAGGCUCUCUCACCAAGACCAGGUUACUGUCAAAGUUUCAAAGCAUCAGUUCUUUUCUCAGAACUUACUUUGUUUAUUCACUAAAAUAUUUUGAUCCACUUGUUUAUAGAUGCUACUGGAUUCACUAAUACUGAAACAGCUUGUAAAAGAAAAAUAAAUUCUUCAGAUACAGUGCUUAGCAUUAGAUUUGUGAUCAGUGUUUUCCUUUUGUGUGAGAUACUUCGGAAUACUGCUAUUAUGAUUCUUGUUAUUCAAAUUAGAUUAUGUACAUAAAGCUGAAGAUUUUCUUGUGUUAGUACUUAUUCAUAGAUGAACACAAUGUAAAGAAACCUUUUUUUUUUUUUUUGGUGUUUUUUAAAGACUCCACACUGUGCCUAGUGAUAGAAAAAAAAUGAAUAGUAUGGGUCACCACGAAAUCCGCCAACUUUAAUCAUCCAAAUAAAGUAAGUGUCAGAAGUCUUUAUCCAAUAUUCUUUUGAAUUUGUUUGUCUUAAGCAAAUUGAGAGUGUUAGUACUUAAUGUCCAACAUAUAAUUGCAUUUACUAGUAAAAUACAUAAGCAAUGGUUUUUUAAAGGGAGCACUAAAGAAUUUUUGAAUUUCUUUUUUGCACUCUGUAGAGGUUUCAUAUGCAUGUGUAUUUGUGCUAUUUUUAGAUUUUUUUUAAUUUAAAAAGCUUAAUUAAAAGCAUUCUGGCUCCCAAAGCUCAUUUGUAAAUAGUGGUUUGGAACUCUAUAUAAAUUGAUUAGAUUUUUAGGGAAGUCAUAAAGGCUUAUUUAAACUUGGUGUAGUUAACCAAUAGUGUCAUGCUGAGUACUCACUUUUCUUAGGAAACCAAUCAACAUGGAGGAGAAAACAGAAGAGUUAUUACCUUUUUCCUGAUGUGACUCAGGAAGGUUGAGGGCUUUGGUGUUUUUCCCAGUUGCCCUCUUGCCAUCCUGAACUCUCCAGUGGUAUGUUAUAUAAGGAUGAUUACUUGACUUUCCCCCUCCUGGCUGCUUUGUGCUUCAAAUUUUCAUAUCUUUUCUCCAGUCAGAAUUUCCAUUUCUUUGUAUGACUGUGGUUGACUAUAUUUUAAAGGGAAAGCGUCUUCCACCAAGAGGUGAAUGGAAAAAAAGCAAAAUGGGACUAAGUUCUUUUUUUCUUAACACUUUAUUCAGAAUGAAUCUUUGUCUAAUAUCUAAGAUUUCAGACAAUAUGAUUAUCUUUCAGCCAUUGUGGGAAGCAAUAUUUUUAGUGAAUCAACUGAUAUUGUCAUGUCUAAAGUACUUCCUACUUUAUAUUGCUGCAAUUUUUCAGUUUUCUUUUUUUUAACUUCUUAAUGCAGAUGCUUUUUGUUUCUGCAUUUCUGUAACUUCUCCCUUUUCUCUUUUCCAUUUGUCCGGUGGAGCGAUAGAGUACUAUAUAUCAUUUUUCCAAAUCUCACUGUAGUUAUGGGAGUUCAGAGGCACCCCUGGAGUAAGGAAGCUAAAGAUGUCAUGAAUAUCUCAACUGAACAAUGGUCUAGGAGAAAUUAAGGGAAGAAAGUUGACAUUGAUACACUAGAGGCUGCCUGUAUGUCUUUUAAAUCUUUUAAUGAAACCUGACGGAUAAGCUUCAUCUUCGUCGUAUUUUGUCAAAUACUUACUUGCAAUCAUAUAAAAAUGUAUUCUAAAUACCUGUACCUUUCUUGUUCUAUAGAUUAUGUAGAUGAUGUUGCUUGUUAGUUAAAAUAUUAUCUUUUAUAAGAGAAAGUCCUGCUUCUUAUCAUGAUGUAUGUGACUUAAAUGACUGUUUCAUAUUAAAACUAUUUCUUCCUUAUGUACUGUUUACAUAUACCUCUUUUUGGGAUAUUAGUUCAGUACUUUUAUACAAAUCUGAGUGUGUUCCACAUUGGUGACAUGUAUUUUUGCAGUAAUUUUUUGUUUUGUUCUUAGAGCAUGUCUGAAGUAACACAUGCACUAGUGCUGUGGUCUGUGGCAAAAUUACUGUAAUUCAAAUUGGAAAAUAAAAUGUUUCCAGACUUUGUCCAACACUUAUUCCUAUGGCAAAGGAAAUUACUAUGUAAUACUAAUUAUUUCUUAUGCUGGUAUGUUUAAGCUACUCUAUGAAGUAUGUGAAACAUCAAUAUUUAUGUGUUAGUAGAUGGCCUGAUGCCUUUGAAAUGAGAGAAAUGGAUAAAAGUUGGUGUUAUAAAUCAUAACACUCAUAAUGCAAUACAUACUAAAAAUUUGAUCUUCUUACAAUUAUAAUUUACUAAGGAAAUAUCUUAAUUGACACUGUGUAUUAGGAUUUUUCAAACCCAUACCAAUGAAAUUAUAUACUACACUUUGAACUUAUUCUCAUAUCUUCCAACCAAAAAAGAUACUAUUCACUCCAUCGAAACCAAAAUAAGUAGUACUACUAAUUUUCACUACUAAGGAACUAUUAAGAUACUAUAAAACUCCUCUAAUUUACUUAGAAUUUCCAACCAUCAGAACAAAGACUUUGUAUUUACUUUGUACUCUCUGAUGAAAAGAUUUGUUAAUAAAAGUUAUAAUCAAAAAUUCAAAGAAAAAUGUUUAAUGUUGGCAAAAUUUUAAGAGGCAUUUAUCUCAGCAUACUAGUUUAAAAAUACUCUUUUGUUAUUAAAACAAGUAUACAAAAGAAUUGUAAUAAGUAAAUACUUGGCCAAUGCAAAUUUAUUUGAAAUUAUAUAUUUGAAAAGGAAUGCCUGUGAGUGCUUAAACUGCAUAUCUUUUUAAAAUAUUCAAAAUUUUAGACUUUUCUCAAUUCCAACUAUCCUGAAUAAAUAAGGCUUACUAUAUCAAUGAUGUAUAUUACAAGAUGAAUGUCUUCCUAUUCUAUGUUAAUGAUAACUAUACAGCAUCACUUUUGGCAUGGUAGUUGUGGUAUAUUUUGUACAUUUGAUUGUUGACUGUCAAUAGGAUUGACAUAGCAAUAAAUUUGAUUCAAUUCUUAAUAUUAAAAAAGUGCCAGGUAACCAUACUGUGUCAUAAUUCUAUACAUUUUUAAAACUUGGAUGCCUAAUAUUUUCCUCAGCGUUCUUUUUUCCUGGCAUUUUUCACAUACAACCUUUUAGAACUGGGUCUAGUUCUGCUUAAAUCAUAAAGGUUUAAAGAAGAAUUAGUAUUAAACAUUUCAUGAAUUGCUUUGCAGAAAAAUUUAAGUAUGAAAUAACUAGGUUGCCCCAAAUUGUUUUCUUUAUGUGGUUAAUGAACAUGUGACAAUUUUCUGAGAAAUAAAAUAACCAAAUGUAGUAGAUAAUGGCUAUUUUGAUUGUCUUAAGGGCUUCCAAAUGUUAAACCAAAUCGCAAUUCUGAAAUACUUUUUACUAAUUACUAUAAAUAGUGGUAAGCCAACUCUCUUUUCUUUUUGGACUAUUUAACUCUUACAAUUUCCUACUUCCUUUUCCUUCUUCCUUAAACAACAUGCUUGAAUUUAAAAUUGAAGAUAUUUAAUUUAUCUUCCAUGUUUUAGUUUUUUAUUCUGUGGAUUAGUAGACAAAUAGAGAUUCUAUGAUAUCAGUCCAUGUUAUUCUUGGUGUUUCUUUUCAAGAAUCAUGCUAAAUGUCAUUUGUGUGUUGUAUAAAGAAUGUUAUUUAUCAGUAUAUAUACCUAUUAGUAAUAGAAAUCAUGUAUGGCAGGCUUUCUUGAACAAUAUGUAUUGUACGUUUGUGUCCUAUAGUGUUAUGCUUCAGAUUCUUUUAAAUAAAGCUAGUUUUUAAAGAGAAAAUUAACUUUUCUAAGUUACUGAUUUUCAUCAGGACAAGUAGUUGUGACUGUCUUGGCUUUGGGUAGGAUAUGUCCCAGGAAAUAUUAAGCAGGGCAAAAGCGUGCAGUUUACCAAGAAUUUAACUUUAUACUGAGGAAUAGACUAGUAUUUUUGAACAGGCCCUGCUACAUAAAUACUUUUCCCCUCUGAAGUUUAUAUGUAACACUUAGUCCUGAGUUUUCUUAAGAAACUGUGGGCAUACCAUCUCUUUUUAUUUGAAUAAAUUGGGACUUCAGUUCUGUUAAUAUAGAAUUAAUUAGAAACAGUGAUCCCUGAAGCACUGUAGUAAUACUGAGAACUAAUGUGUUUGAAUGAUGAGGUUAGUUUUACAAAAGGUUUCCAAAGUUUGAAACAACAGUCUGGUGCCUUCAGCCUAUUAUAUGAAAAGAGACACUGAAGUUGUGAAUGUGACAGUUAAUGCAACUUGGUCUUAAAGGUAAUAAAAGUGACAGUAAGAUAGCAUUAUAUCAAGGUAAGAUUUGACAGCAAGAAAGUUCUAUUUAAAUUCAUGGAAGGAAAAGAGUCAAUAAUAAUGUUUACCUCUCUGUAAGUGAGAGAAAAGAUGUACAGAGGCUGCUGAUCAAAUAACAUGAAUUGGUGUUCUAAGGCACUCCUUGUUCCAAACAUUAAAAAAUUGGGUUCAAAAUCAAUAUAACUAUAUCCAAGGACAAAAGUAGAGGGAAAAAAAAAGAUAAAUUAUCCUAAACCAGCAGCCUACCUGACUGGAUUCAGAAGCAGAAAUUUGCAG
This is a messenger RNA of Talpa occidentalis (Iberian mole), 8782 nucleotides long. It is a transcript of the gene PYGO1, whose product is annotated as pygopus family PHD finger 1. The coding region runs from base 172 to 1407 and encodes 411 amino acids. Lineage: Eukaryota; Metazoa; Chordata; Mammalia; Eulipotyphla; Talpidae. The transcript is spliced from 3 exons. The record is from RefSeq and is a predicted model, not a curated record.